This is a messenger RNA of Spodoptera litura, 499 nucleotides long. It is a transcript of the gene Hou, whose product is annotated as GID complex subunit 8 homolog protein Houki. NCBI's taxonomy places the organism in Eukaryota, Metazoa, Arthropoda, Insecta, Lepidoptera, Noctuidae. The record is from RefSeq and is a predicted model, not a curated record. Gene Ontology annotation, molecular function: protein binding.
AAUGAAUGAAUUUCAGGAUAUUCAUUCAUUCUUUGAACGAUACAUUUUGUCAUUGUCAUAUUUAUUAUUCUAAAGAAAAGAGUAUUGAAAAUAUUUUCAUUUAAUUUCUCUGUGUCAAGUGGAGCGUUCUUACAAAGCAUAUAAAAUGAGUUUUGACCUAGCGAAUAGUGGCCAAGAAAGGGAGGACCGCAAAUACUACGAUCGCAAUAAAGGAGACGACAUGCAAAUAUCCAGAACAGAUAUGAAUAUGUUGAUAAUGAAUUAUUUGGUAACAGAGGGAUUCAAAGAGGCUGCCAUUAAAUUUCAACAAGAGGCUGGGCUACAGGAACCUGCUCUGUGCAGCUCUCUGGAUGAAAGAAUCAUGAUCCGUGAAGCAGUUCAAACUGGUCGCAUCCCUGAUGCUAUCGCAAUGGUGAACGCUCUACACCCAGAACUGUUGGAUAAUGACAGAUAUUUGUACUUCCAUUUACAGGUAAAUGUAUAAACAUUAUAUUACUCU